AUGUUGCCCAUAAGCGUCAUGGCUGUAGAAAUGGACCCCUCUAAAUCGCCCGGUGCAAAAUUCGAUAGCGACAUCAAUGAAGCUACUGACGAAUAUGAAGACAUGUCAGGAUAUCGAGUAAAAAGCGACCUUGAAUCACCUUGUCUGAAAAUGCCACCUCAAAGAAAUAAGGAGGCCAACGACAAGCCUCUGGCUAUAUCAGAGUUCCAAAUGAGUGGAGAAAGGGUACACCAUGGAAAUACGUAUUCGCCACCCCCGUCUAUGAAAGUAGCAAGAAGCAAUAGUCUGUUGGGCCAGGGGAAGCGAAAUAGUUUAUUUCAAAGAACUCUAAGCAACCUUGAACUUAGAACAAACACCACCGAAAGCGAAGAGAACGUUUACGACGAUCUGAAUUUUAAUUAUCUCAAUGUAGAAAAACUUAAAAGCAGAUCAUUGUCAUCAGUGCCAAGAAGGAAAAGUGACUCGAGUACAGAACAACUGUCGAAACAGAAAUUAAAUAAUUUACUGCAGGUACAAGCUCAAAGCUUGCAAGGUGACGACGUUCAAGGAAAAGUAGAAACAGUUUCAUUACAAAUUCAUAGGAAGUCCCUGGUUUACAACGAACCUUCAAGGAAGAUGAACACGUUCGGGAGGAAAGGAACAACAGGCGGGGAAACUGAAAGUGUUCGCUCUGACGUCAAUGCACUUGAUUCUAUUCUUGAGGACCAGUCAUAUUCUUCGAAUCCUUCACUGUCAUCAAGGUUAGAGGCAAAAAACUCGCCUUUCUAUGGCUCUGAAGAAAUGAAUCUUGAAACAGAGCCAAAAGUCCUACCAGCGUUUCGUGUCCCAAGAAGAUCAAGCGCUGACGUACUUCCUCCUCUUCCUAAACUACAGGAGCCUUGCCCAGUCCCAAGAGAGAUAAAGGGAAAACUCAGUCUGACUGCCAGUAAAGUCCAAGUAUUGCCAGUUAACAGCAAAGAAAUAAAGGAAAAUCUUCCACAACCAUCCCCAAGACGUGACAAAGUUACAAUUCAGAAUCGAAACCAAAAAAACCAAUUGCCAUCCAGCGCUGGAAUUGAAAAAGAUACCUGCGUAAAUGAAGGCAUUUUACCAGUUUGUCAGAGUCAAGAUGAUACACCUCCGCCAAUCCCUUCAAGAAACAAACAAAGAGAUGGUAUUUCUUCUCCCGUGAGCUCCCCGACGCCAGACGUUGACGCUCCAAGCAGUAGAGUUGGUCAACCUGUCCCACCCUCCAGGGAGAAGUCCCGUUCAUUCCAUGGCAUAGAACAAGGGAAUCCAACGAUGGUAUCAAGCCCAGAUGGGAAAGCCCCAUCGGGGUCUCUAUCCCCUGUGGCAAAGCCUCGUUCAGUUUCUGCCUCCUUUCUUGAAAAAGGGAACGAAAAAGAAGCCUCGGCAACUUCUCAGCAACUUCAAGGGGCACAAACAAGGCACGUGUCUGGAGAAAACCCACAAAUACCUGUCUCGGAAAAAGCGGAGUCCAAGUUUACCAUACCAGAAGAUUUGAGCUCUCUAAGAGUAACUGAGGUUUUGCAAUGCCUUCGGAAAUUGAACAUGCAUCACUUUGAAGGGAUCUUCAAGGAACGACAAGUCGAUGGCAGCAUGCUAGUAUGUUUGGAUGAAGAGGCUCUGGAAUCAUUUGGAAUGGAUCGGUUCUAUCGUUUGAAGCUCUUGCGCUUUAUUGCUGGAUGGAGGCCACAGCUUUAG
Porites evermanni is the source of this 1704-nucleotide messenger RNA. NCBI's taxonomy places the organism in Eukaryota, Metazoa, Cnidaria, Anthozoa, Scleractinia, Poritidae. The record is from the annotation of a GenBank genome assembly.